Messenger RNA from Sordaria macrospora k-hell, 918 nucleotides. RefSeq lists its product as uncharacterized. The record is from RefSeq and is a predicted model, not a curated record. Gene Ontology annotation, molecular function: heme binding; oxygen binding. Lineage: Eukaryota; Fungi; Ascomycota; Sordariomycetes; Sordariales; Sordariaceae.
AUGGCGCCUUCAACAAGCUCGAACUCUGCUAGAAGCAGAGCCCCGAUGCAGCACAUCGACCGCAAGGAGCUCUACACCAGUCUUGAGGCGCGCAUCCGUUAUCUCCAUUCCUUCCUUGAUUUUGGUAGCAAUGACAUCGAAGCCCUCUCCUCGGGCGCCAAGUACAUCCAGGCCCUGAUCCCCGCCGUCGUCAACAUCGUCUACAAGAAGCUCCUCCAGUACGACAUCACGGCGCGCGCCUUCCAGACGCGCAGCACCGCCUUCGAGGGUCCCAUGGACGAGACCCCCGACGAGCAGAGCCCCCAGAUCCUCCAUCGCAAGAUGUUCCUGCGCGCAUAUCUUAAGAAGCUAUGCUCGGACCCGACGCAGAUGGAGUUCUGGGAGUACCUUGACAAGGUGGGCAUGAUGCACACCGGACUGGGACGCACGCACCCGCUACACAUCGAGUACAUCCACAUCGGCGUCUGCCUGGGCGUCAUCCAGGACAUUCUCAACGAGGCCAUCCUGUCGCAUCCCCGCCUGCCCAUGCCCCGUAAGAUCGCCUUCGUCAAGGCCCUGGGCAAGAUCAUUUGGAUCCAGAACGACCUAUUCACCAGGUGGUAUGUACAUGAUGGUGAGGAGUUCACGGACGGAAUGGACUUUGGCGUCGUUGAGAAGGAAGGGUUCUUGCAUGGCAAGAAGGUGUUGGAUGAGACUGCUGAAGCUGCUGCUAAUGGCGGCUCGGCCUGUCCUUUCUCAGCUACUGUUGAGAGUAAGGACUGGGCGGCGGCGGCUGCUUCUUCAUCUGGUAACACAUGUCCUUUCUCUGGAGCCAGCAAGGCGAUGGAGGGUCUCAGCAUUAAGGACAAGAAACCUGUGCUCGCAGCUAAGGACAACGAGGACGCCAGGUCUGAUACCACGGAGAAGCCGUCUCGUUAA